AUGAUAGCAUCCUUUCCGGCUCGUAUCACGCAGCUCGAGCACGAGCACGAAACUCUCAAACGCGAAAAUGAUCGUCUUGACUGCAUUAACGAGGAUUUGAAGCACAGAGUCGCCAAGGGCAAUGCUACCAUUGGGAAGUUGACGACGCAGCUGUCAGAAGCUGAACUUUUCAGAUGCCGAUGUCAGCAGUAUGCUGCAGAUAUCAGCGAACGCAACAAACUGGAUCAAGAGUUCUUGCAGGAGUUGCAAGAGGAGCUCGACUACAACAAGACACAACUGGAAGAGUUCAAGGCAAAGUACAACAGAGUUGUACAAAACCAAGAGCCCCUUCAGAACCGGUUGCAGGAGCUCCAGAUAGGCCUCCUCAAUGCUGUAGAGCGCAACAAGACGUACGAAGUAUUCCUCCGCGCCUUUGUCACUGACAAUCCCCAGCACAUUGACACCUUUGCAAGCAUCGGCAUUUCCUCUGGCAGCCCACCACUGGACAACUGUGCGACAGAAGAGGUCCAAGAAGAGCUUCUAAUAUCCUUCGAUGAGAUCCCGCCGCCUUUGAUGACACGGCAUGCACCUUCUCAUAGCAAGCUCUCGGACCAUACAGGGUGUCUGCUGGAUCUUCCGUCACAGAUUGCCACGGAAGACUCGUUCACCAGGUCCAACAAUUCCGAUUGCGAUAAGUUGAAGUCCCAGCAACCUUUGCAACAACUUCCGCGCCAGCUGCCGGAGCAGCCAAGACUCAUCGGCUCGAGAAUUUCGAAAUCGCGAGAUCCUUGUGACGUCAACGCUGACCGUCUCGGGUGGAAGGAGGACUGCAAUGACAUAUGGGAGUCUCCUUUUCAGAGAGAGCGGGCGCUGCGCAAUCAUCAAGGGGCUCCGGGAGCCCACCAAGUCUCGCAGAUCCCGGCCUCUCGCAUUGUCAUUAUGACUGGCCUUCCAGACGACGUUCACAUUCAGAGAGUCCUGGAACAUGUCCGGGGUGGCCAAAUCCUCAACGCCCACACCGUUCCAAUGGGCACCGGUGACUUCAACUACAACCAUGCCUACAUUGAAUUCACCACUGCCGAGGACGCCUUCAAGUUCUACAAAUAUUCCCAUUCCCGUGAGUUUGGCUUCAUUGCCCAAAAUGGUAUCUUUGCCAAGAGCGCAGGCCUGGCAUACAAUUUCACUGAACUCAUCACUCACUUCGCCUAUUCUGAUGAUGGAAGCUUCGAAAUAUCGUUUUCCAGUCUUAAGUCGGCCAUCCACGUUCGCAAAGGCAUCCUUGAGUCGGGUCUAUUGACUGUGCCUGCUGAUGGCCGGACUGUAAUAUUCAGACCAGACCCGUGCAGUGCGCCUCUGGGAGACCUCCACGAGCCGUUCCUACCUACCUACCCGACUGCUGACCUUUCCAUUCUCGAUCCUGAGAAGGCGCAGCUUUUCAUGACCACCGAGGAGCGCGAGAAUGAAGAAAAACUUCUUCAAGAGCAGAUGUUGGAGGUGUGCGACCAGAACGACCCGGAUACCGUCGGUCUCAAAGGGAUGCUUGACCGCAAAAGCAUCGUCUGGGAGAAAACAGCCGAUUGGGACAACGCUAUCGAGUACAUGGCAUACGACCCUGAUCAGCGUAAGGAGGUGCUCCACCGCAGAGACCGCCAGUCGGGAGCCAUUCAGGUGUGGUACCAUGGAGGCUGGGUAAUGGAUCAGAUCCAAUCAUGGAAGGCAUGGGAGCACUAUAACGUCGACAGCCCCGACCCGUACACUCAGAAGAGCGCCGAUCUCUUGUAUGAAGUGACCGGCUGGGUUGACCGUCGCAAGGUGAAUCUUUACUUGAAAAGCAAAGCAGCGAGAGAGGAGAAAGAGAAGAACGAUGCUGACCACAAUGUCGACAGAUCAUUGUCGACGAUGGCGGGCUCCAAGGAGACGCUGAACAGUCGCUGA
This is a messenger RNA of Colletotrichum graminicola M1.001, 1914 nucleotides long. RefSeq lists its product as uncharacterized. Lineage: Eukaryota; Fungi; Ascomycota; Sordariomycetes; Glomerellales; Glomerellaceae. The record is from RefSeq and is a predicted model, not a curated record. Gene Ontology annotation, molecular function: nucleic acid binding. The coding region runs from base 1 to 1914 and encodes 637 amino acids. The transcript is spliced from 3 exons.